Messenger RNA from Naegleria lovaniensis, 423 nucleotides. RefSeq lists its product as uncharacterized. The transcript has a single exon. Lineage: Eukaryota; Heterolobosea; Eutetramitea; Acrasida; Naegleriidae. The record is from RefSeq and is a predicted model, not a curated record. Bases 1 to 423 code for a protein of 140 amino acids.
AUGGACGUUACAUCUCUCAUUCCUCGUCUUUUAUUUCUUUCAGAGAUUUAUCUUCUCGUUUCCCAUGCCUUUGUAUUCACUCGUCUUUAUAAACCUAAAGAACAAGCAUUGAAGAAUAUGGGCAUGUGGUUCUUCUAUGAUGGAGUGAGUGGUUUGAGUAUUUUGUUUGUUUUAUCGGAACAAACCUUGAAUUCCAUUUACUUUUAUUUUGUAAUGUUCCAUUUCAUUGCACACAUGUUUUAUGUGUUGACUUGGCACAAUGGUUACUAUUCGAUUAGAAUUAGAAAAUGGAGUAGUGCAGAGUAUUCUCGAGAGGCACCCUAUGUCACUGUGGAUUUCUUUUUGACACUCUAUGACAUGUCCAUUCAUGCAAUCAAUGCAUUCUUAUUGUAUCAGAGUGGAAAAUUUAGCCAUUUCAUUUAA